This is a messenger RNA of Erythranthe guttata (spotted monkey flower), 1275 nucleotides long. RefSeq names its product E3 ubiquitin-protein ligase ATL42. Lineage: Eukaryota; Viridiplantae; Streptophyta; Magnoliopsida; Lamiales; Phrymaceae. The record is from RefSeq and is a predicted model, not a curated record.
AUGGAUGAAAAAUCAACUACAACAACAAUAUUAUUAUCCAUAAUAUCCAUCCUCUUCUUCGUCAUCUCCGCCAUUAAUGACGUCACCGCACAGAACCAGCUUGCAGUCAAACCCUCACCUCCACAAGCCGACGACGAUUCCGCCACCAAUUUCCAGCCAAGCCUAGCAGUCGUAAUCGCCCUACUCUCGAUCAUGUUCUCCCUCACCAUCAUCCUCCUCCUCUACGCCAAAUUCCGCCGCCGCCGCCGCUCCUCCUCCUCCCCGCUCAGCCGGAGAAUCAUCCAAGACGGCCUUCUCCGGCGGCCGUCACCGCCACCCUCCGGCGUCGACAAAUCAGUCAUCGAAUCCCUCCCCUUGUUCAGAUUCUCCUCGCUCCGGGGACCGGCGGAGGGGCUCGAGUGCGCCGUCUGCCUGGCGCAGUUCGACGGAACCGACGUUCUCCGGAUGCUGCCGAAGUGCAAGCAUGCUUUCCACAUCGACUGCAUCGACCGUUGGUUAGAGAAGCGCGACACUUGCCCUCUCUGCAGAUGCAGAGCCGAACCGAACAACGAGGUCGGUUCGGAUCCGCAGUGCUCGGAGGGGUUUCCGUGGGACCCGCCAGAUCAUCACGGAUACUCCAAUCUCGAACUGUACGUAGAGCGAGAGGAAUAUUCCUCGAGCUUCGGAUCCAAACCCCAAGAAGAAGAAGAAGAAGAAGGUUUGUCAAUGCAGAUUAAUAAUACUAAUACUAAUACUGAUAAUAAUAAUAAUCGGGAUCGAAUUUUUCAUAAGUUGAACCACAAGAUCAACGUUAUCUUCGAGUGUUAUAACGUACUGAAGAAUCGAUGGAGCGACGUUAGCUCUUCGGACAUGCUGUAUCUCAACUCGGAGAUGCUGGCUGACGUGUCCGAUUCGAGAUUCUUGAACUCGUGUAAUUUGGAGAAUAAUUCAAGAAAGAAUCAUGAUUAUUCAAUGAUGAAUAAUAUUAAAGAGGAGAUGGAGAGGAAAAGAGUGUUUGAGAGCAAGGUGAAGGAGAUCAAGAAUCACACGAGAAUAGUUAAGUCGGAUUAUUCGACACAAAAACGAGACGGGCUCGAAUCGGAUAUGCGAUCGGUGUCCGAGAUAAAAGUUCAUCCAAGAUUAAGAGAUCUUCAGUUGAGGAAUAGUGGAAACUCAGAUUUAGUUGAUGAAGAGGAGGUUAUGAGAAGGAGGGUUUGGCUGCAAAUUGCAAGAAGAACAAUUCAAUGGUUUGCAAAUAGAGAAGAACCAAGGCCCUCAACACAAAUUAAUGUUUAA